UUGGUAAACUCUGGAAGUGGAGCCGUUUAUUGGCAAGGGGAAACGGGGAGGGAGGGGAGAAAUAUAAGAUGGGAAGGAAAGAAAUGUGAUUUCAGAGAUAUCCAUGACCUUAAAAACACGUUUGGCCUUUAAGGAAAAGUGCCAAGAUCCAUUAAGUGUCGCUUUAGAAGCAGAAGGAUUACGCUGCUUCUUCACAAGUCGUUUCAGGAGCUAAAUCGGGCCGGUCAGACUUUACUUGACUUGAAAGCUCACUUGAUUUCCUAAGUGCCUCAUAGCUGGGCUCAGACAGACCUUCUUGCUCAUAGCGAACUUCUAAAGCUCGGCGAUGUAUUUAUGGCAUUCAAAAUACCCCCAGGCAGCUCGCCUGCGGUUCGGACCGCUUUCUUCCCGGCUGCAUGAGGGCAUUUCGGGCUGGCAGAGCCGCUUUUCCCACGCCUGCAACCCCCCGGGGGGUGCGAACUUUGUGGAGAUGAGCAAAUGGCAGAGGCAGAGAUGGGCAGAGCUGGCAAGGCCAGGAAGCUCCACGCAGCACCAGGCAGUGCUGCCAGCACCGAGCAGCACCCAGCACUGCAGGUAGGAAUGAGCAGCACCCAGCACUGCAGUAGGAAUGCAUGCAGCACCCAGCAAUGCAUGCAACAUCCAGCAGCACCCAGCAGUGCAGGUAGGAAUGAGCAGCACCCAGCAAUGCAUGCAGCACCCAGCAGUGCAUGCAGCACCCAGCAGCACCCAGCAGUGCAGGUAGGAAUGAGCAGCACCCAGCAAUGCAUGCAGCACCCAGCAGCACCCAGCAGUGCAAAGAGAACUGAGCAGCGUUCAGCAGUGCAGGUAGAAAUGAGAAGCAGCAGGCAGUGCAUGCAGCACCCAGCAGCACCUAGCAAUGCAGGCAGAACUGAGCUGUGCAAGCAGCACCAUAUAGUACCAUGGAGCACCCAGUAGUGCAGGCAGCACCAAGCAACACCAAGCAGUGCAAGAAAUACUAAACAGAACCACACAGCACCCAGAAGUGCGUGCAGAACUGAGCAGCACCCAGCAGCUCAGGCAGCAUCAAGCAGCACCAAACAGCACCCAGCAAUGCAGGGAGAACUGAGAAGCACCCAGCAGUGCAGGCAGCAUCAAGCAGCACCAAAGAGCACCAAAGAGCACCCAGCAAACCCAGGCAGUGCCAAGCAGCACCCAGCAGCCCCAGCCAGCAUUUCCCUGCCCACUGGCCCCACCAAACCACCCUGCAUCUCUCUGCUUGCAGAGGAACGAUGGCAGGGAUCCUUUCCUGGGGAUCUUCUCUCUCGCCUUCUCUUCUUCUUUUUUUUUUUAAUCAAUUAAAGAAAAUAAUGCUUUCUGUUUGCCACCAGGCCCCGCCUGCCAUUGGCCAGGGGUGGCCACGUGACCAGGAUUGGCUGCAAUUUCGCCCCAGUCUCGAGUUUAAUAGAGCAAGGUCCCAUACGCCUGUAUUAUCAGCAAUAUAACAAUUAUAAAAAGCCCGAGAACCAUCAUCAUCACUGCCAUAAAAACUGAGGCCCUUAGAUUUCUUCCUCUCUUCCCUCCUCCUUCCUCCCCCCCCUCCCGCUUUUAAACCCCUGGGCCCUGGAAAAGCCAUGAAUUUUGAAUUUGAGAGGGAGAUCGGGUUUAUAAAUAGCCAGCCUUCGCUCGCAGAGUGCCUGACGUCUCUUCCCGCUGUCCUGGAGACAUUUCAAACUUCAUCAAUCAAGGACUCGACAUUAAUUCCUCCUCCUUUCGAGCAAACCGUCCUCAGCCUGAAUCCUUGUUCCAGCAGCCAGGCAAGACCGAGGAGCCAAAAAAGAGCAUCCCAUGGCCUGCUCCAGCCUCAGCCUCCGGCACAGCCCGGCCCCUUGGCAGCGGAAUUCCCUUGGAUGAAGGAGAAGAAAUCGUCCAAGAAAACCACCCAGGCUCCAUCCUCAUCUUCCUCUUCUUUCCCCCCAUCGUCUUCCUCGGUGCCGAUCCCCGCCGCAGGAUCUCCUGCAGACACGCAGGGGUUGGCAGACAGCAGCGGCUCUAGGCGGCUCCGGACAGCUUACACCAACACACAGCUCCUGGAGCUGGAGAAGGAAUUCCACUUCAACAAAUACCUCUGCAGGCCCCGUCGGGUAGAAAUUGCUGCUUUGCUCGAUCUGACCGAACGACAAGUUAAAGUAUGGUUCCAGAACCGCAGGAUGAAGCACAAGAGGCAAACACAAUACAAAGAUCCCCCCGACGGGGACAUCGCUUACCCCGGGCUGGAUGAGGGCAGCGAAGCCACGGAUGAGGCCGAGGAAAGCCCCUUAUUGGGGCCGUGCCCGGGGCCAUACCGGGGUGCGCAGCCCGAGCAGCCCCGCAGCCCUCGGGACACCGAUCGGCCCGGACCCCCCCCCUCGGAUCUCAGCUUUCCCGAGAGCCAGGGCUCGCCUUGGUUGCCGGAACUCAGCAUCCUCUCGGCAGAAUCUUGCUUGCAGUUCUCCCCCGCUCUUCAGGAUUCUUUGGAGAGCCCCCUCCAUUUCUCGGAGGAAGAUCUGGACUUUUUUACCAGCGCACUUUGUACCAUAGAUCUGCAGCACUUCAAUUUCCAAUAGCGUCCCCGUUUGUCUCUCUCUCUCUUUUUUUCUUUUGUCCCUUUCUGCCCCACCCCGAGCCUCUUCAGCUCUUCAGACGGGAGGGGGUCACCCCAAAAACAAACCCAAAUCAUCCCCCUUUCAAUCAGCAAUCGGACAUUUUAAAGCUCUUCACUUUGAGGGACCCGAAUCGCAGCCGCACUAUUUAUUUUAGAAGGCUCGUAUAAAAGAGCUUCUUACAUUUAAAAUAUAAAUUAGGUGCUAAAUGAUAGGCUUUUUCCUUAUUUAUUUUAAAGGAAGCACCCAAUAGUUUCCAUGCGCAUCAGAGAUGACCGCCCUCGAGUGAAAACAAUUGCGAACCCUUCAAGCGACUUUCUCAGGAAUCAGAAUGAGACUUUUAGAUUUCUUAAGGAAAUAAUAACGAGAAGAACAGAGGAAUUUUCGUUCCUCCUUUUUAAGUUUUAGAUGUAGAUUAUUUAUUCAAAUCCUUUAAUAGCAAAUGGCAAAUUAUUUAUUGUACAUUAUUUUCAUAGAGGAAAUAAAUGCCUUUAUAAAAGCGA
Lagopus muta (rock ptarmigan) is the source of this 3103-nucleotide messenger RNA. RefSeq names its product homeobox B2 (gene HOXB2). Gene Ontology annotation, molecular function: DNA binding; DNA-binding transcription factor activity, RNA polymerase II-specific. The record is from RefSeq and is a predicted model, not a curated record. NCBI's taxonomy places the organism in Eukaryota, Metazoa, Chordata, Aves, Galliformes, Phasianidae. Gene Ontology annotation, biological process: regulation of DNA-templated transcription.